AUGAAAUAUAGCUUGUGCCACAUACAAGACUUCACUAGAGGAUUCAGUGCUAUUAUUUCUAGAGGAUGCAUCAAAAAACCCCUAUGUUGCAAUCAUAAAGACUCAAGAGACAUCUUCUACAGUUUCCAUCGCGAUGAAGUGUUUGCAGAAUCUGUGAAGGAUGAUUGCGCUGUGUAUUUUGUGCUAGAGAAAAAGCAAGUCCCAAACCAUGGCUUUAUUGUGCAAAGGGUCUAUAAUACUGAAAAUAAGAAGCUGAGGAAGUUCACUCAUCAUGAUUUUACGAGCAGCAAAAUCAAGAGAUUGAUCUUCUUUUAG
This is a messenger RNA of Thlaspi arvense, 315 nucleotides long. Lineage: Eukaryota; Viridiplantae; Streptophyta; Magnoliopsida; Brassicales; Brassicaceae. The record is from the annotation of a GenBank genome assembly.